CUGAAAACGAAUAUCCAGUGUCAUUUCCCACAUGAAUUUAUUCAUGUCUUCGUGAUAAGAUCUGGUGAUGGUGCGACCUCGGCGCGCCUCCGGCCGGCCCGGCAUCUCACCAACCGAGCCGAGCAAGCGUCCCCAGAUCUUAUCAGGCCGAGAUGCCCUCAUCGCUCUGAGAUCGCAAGCAGCCGAGAGUAUACUUGCCCUAGCAUAGGCUACGACACGUUAUGAUAUUAUUCAUUUGAAGUUGUGAAUGUGGGGUUUCACGAUUAUAUUGUGCCGUAACAGAAAUGUCUGAUCGAUCCAGCCGUCUGGAUUCUCCUCUCGAUGACACAGGAGAGAGACCGACGAAGAAGCCAAAGCGGAGCUUCGUUGCUUGUCGACGAUGUCAUUCUCACAAAAUCAAGUGCUCCGGAGAGCAACCAUGCCAUAAUUGUCGACAACAGCCCGAAGGCACUGUUGACUGCGUCUAUCCGGCUCGUGACCGAAAGGUGUUGGUGCAAGAAAGUUACCUGAGGAAGCUUGAGGAAGAGAGUCAACUGUGGAAGGCAUCGGCCUCUCCUGGGAGUACCAAUCUACCUUCAGGGAGUAAAUCUGUCCCAGAAGAUCAGCGACGGCAGCAUGGCCGUUCAAACCAUCCCGGCAGUAACGAAGCUGGCGAAGGUGGCCCUUCUAAUCCGGAUGGAGACAUCCGAAACCCAUUGAUCGAGGACCGUGCCUGGUUUGUACGCGACCAGGUAUCGACACAACCGGUUUAUAUCGGCGAGGCUGCAUGCAAUGCGUUUGGUACGCGAUUACGGCAAUUCUUGAGCGGAGACGAGCCCAUGGCACCUCUUCCACAAUCGAACUAUGUCAAACAUAAGGCGCUUCUGCGGAUGUCUGACCCGUCAUUCCGCCUGCCAAAUCGCACUUAUGCCCAUCUUCUGAUCAAAGUCGCACUUCGGUUCCUUGGAAAUGACUACCACCUCAUGCUGAGGAAGGCCACGUUGGAGAAGCUGGAUGCCCUGUAUCGAGGUCAAUGUUUCGACGACCCAAUCCUCCUGUGUAGGCUGUUCGCCAUUUUUGCCAUUGGGGAGCUGUAUACAAACAGGAAAGCAACCUCAAAGAUGUCGGAAGUUCCGGGCACAGGGUUUUUCAUGCAGGCGAUGAGUUUGUUCCAGGACCUUCACGAGGAAGCCACAGUCUCUUACAUAGAGAUACUGGUCCUUCUGUCUCUCUUCUGCCUACCCCUGAACCGCACAAAGUCCGCGUAUACAUUCGCAGGGAUCGCGCUCAGACUGAGUCUGACGUUGGGACUCCAUCACAAUGUCCCAGAAGGAUAUAUGAUAUCGCCAGUCGAGCGAGAACACAGGUUGCGCGUCUGGUGGUCUGUAUACACGAUGGAUCGCAUAUCGAGUUCAAAAUUAGGCCACCCAGUUUUGGUCAGAGAUGAAGACAUCGACGCCGACUUACCAUCGAUGGAGGGUCUCUCUCCCAGCGAGCGAGAGGAAUUCUCCCCCCCAGAGCAUCUUAUCGCUCACCUCAAGCUAGCUCGUAUCACGGGAGACAUCAUUAGUGAUAUCUAUGGCCGACCCAGGCGGAGCAAGACCUUCGUACAAAGUGUGCAUAUGAUCUUGAAGGAUCUUCGGUCGUGGGCAGAGACGUUGCCAGAAAAUAUCAAGCUGAUCCAGACAAGGCCGGUGAGAUAUGCGUCGAGGAACGUUGCCUCGCUGCAUCUGUGUUUUAACCAGUGUGUGAUCCUGACUACUCGUCCAAUUCUCUUCCACGUCUUCAGAUCCCGCUUCCAGCCUCCAACAGACGGCAAUCCCUCGUCACGCAUCCCAUCACCGAUGACAUCUGCCCUCGCAGAAGCUUGCAUUCACGCCGCACGUAGCUCUAAUAGCCUCCUCACGCAGCUCUGGGUCGAUGGCGGCAUCGCCACCUUUGGUUAUUUCGACUCGCAGUACCUUUUCUCCUCCACCAUAAUCCUCAUGAUGGCCCUUGUCCUGCGAAACAGCGAAAGCGACCGCGACGCUAUCGAGACUGCUUCUGAUAUCCUGCAGUCUAUGGUCGAAGACGGAAACCUGCCCGCUGCGGCCUUUUACCAGCAUCUACUGGAGAUCCGCAAGUGUUUUGAUUUUAGCCAGGAGCACGGGAAGCAAUUCCACGGUCGUUUGGACCAGACGACGACGGGUGACAAUAAUAAUGGCAAUAGCAAUGGGGAUGGAGCUGGCGCUGCCACAGAGUCUCUGCCGCAGAAUGAGGCCACAGAGCUAUUGGCUCUUCACACAGCCUUGGACGACCCUUCCAUUCAGAGCUUCUUAACGCAGCCGGAUAUCCAUUGGGGAAUCCCCGGAGUUAUGGAAUCCAAUGGCGAUCUUGCAGCCAUGUCCAGAUGGAUAUUCGAAUGAUGGAGGCAGUCUUAGUUUCCCAUCUGCUUUGCGGGAAUGUUGUACAUGCCGUAUGAGGGCGUUUUAGUAUUGUGUGAAGUCCCUGUCGCUUCUACUCCCACUUUGUGUUUUACUAUUUUACCUAUGAUACCCAUCAAUUCAUGUCUUUAGAACCAUCAUUUCCAAACAUAGCAAAGGCAUAUAGGAUAUCCAUAGGUUCUAUAUAUACCGUUGAAUGGUAAUGUAGCUGAUGCUGCGGAGCGGACAUCUAGAUUAAUACACAUCCCACACAUUUGUUUCCGG
Messenger RNA from Paecilomyces variotii, 2666 nucleotides. RefSeq names its product putative C6 transcription factor. Gene Ontology annotation, molecular function: sequence-specific DNA binding; zinc ion binding; DNA-binding transcription factor activity, RNA polymerase II-specific. Gene Ontology annotation, biological process: DNA-templated transcription; positive regulation of transcription by RNA polymerase II. The transcript is spliced from 5 exons. Bases 285 to 2384 code for a protein of 699 amino acids. The record is from RefSeq and is a predicted model, not a curated record. NCBI's taxonomy places the organism in Eukaryota, Fungi, Ascomycota, Eurotiomycetes, Eurotiales, Thermoascaceae. Gene Ontology annotation, cellular component: nucleus.